AUGCGCACGUGCUCGGCUGUCUAUAGAUAUGCCGAUCCGAGAUUCACGUGAGUAUUUCGUUUGAAUUAAUUACUAAAAAAAUAAUACUAUAACACAGUAAUAAUGUAUUAUACUGACACUAUUAUAGUUAUAGUGUUAUACGUAUGUAAUAAUUAUGGCAUAGGACAUGUAGUUCAAUAAAAAAACGAAAUAUACAAGCACUUAUGCACUUAAAACUCCCAAAAAUAGUAUGCACUAAAAAUAGAUUCUACACAUUUUUUCCCAGAGAUUUAAUUAAAAAAUAUUAGUUAUUUAAAAUUAUAAAAUAAUUACCUACCUAAUUUAAUAAUAUGCCACCACGUUAUGACCAAACAAACAAAAAACAAUUUCGUUUUAAUGAAACCUAUAUUUUUUAUUGAUUAAAUUAAGUAGACAUUAGUAGUUACAUUAGGGAACGUCGAUUGAUUUUUAAAUAUAUUUAGUUUAACAUUGCUUCUUUUGAUAUUAAAAAUACAUUUUAGAUUCUGGGUGGUGCGCGAAGAAGUUUAUAGUUUUACAAAGAUGUUUAUUUUUUAAAUUUUUUUAUGUGUACGCAAUUUUUCUACUAGAAGUCUUGCUUGGAUUUCUACGUGUAGCAUCAUUUCUGAAAGGGAAAUCGGCGUGGGGAAGUACUUUAGGGAGGUUAUUAUUCGAUUUUCUCAAACGUUUUCUCAUCAAAUUUGGAAAACCUAAUAAAAACUGGAAAAUAUAAGAAAUGUAGGUAUCGGUGAAAAUAUAUUACGGCCUUCUUUUUUUCUAUGCACAACUUUUCAACCAGCAAUGUUUCACCAUAUUUUUAUGACAAUAAUGUUUCUAAAAGGAUAUUUCAUUAAGAAGAUACUUUAUGAAGGUCAUUUUUUAGUUUUUCUGAGAGUUUUCUCAGCAAAUGUGAAAAACCGGGAUAAAACAUGGGAAAACUGGGAAAAUCGGUACAACAUUAAGCAAAUAUUAUUAAAGAAAACAUAUAGAGCUUAUUUAAUUAUUUUACUGUAAUAUGGCAUAUAUAUUGUUGACAAAUCAUUACUAUCAACUGAACUUCGCUCAGAAUCGUUUUGUCCUAAGCAAUGGUUUAUCAUUGAUUUCUUACAGAUAUACAUUAAAUUAUCUAUAACAGUGGCUGCACCCGUCCCUGGAUACCCCGUUAUCCUAUGACGUUUUUUUUUAUUAUUUAUUUCAUUAAUGAUUGUCGGUUUAAUAAAUGUUAUUUUUUAAGAAAUUGUAGCAGAAAAGCUCGAAAAAUUUAUAAAACUAAAAAGCAUAAAAAAAAAAUCUUAGAUGUGCAACAAAAAAAUAAUAAAUUUGGCUUUAUUGUUACAUGUUACAAAUUUCUUUCAAAUUAAUUAUUUUUUACGACUGCGUAAAAUAAUUAUGUAAAUUUCUCUAGACCACACUGCAAUCAAAAUAUCUGCGGAUAUAAUUAUUGGCGUGGCUAACGUUUUUUUUUUUUUUUUUGAUAGCGGCUUAGGUAUCAUCAUUUGUGUGUUAUAAAUUAUAUUAUUUUUUAAAUGAUACAAUGAUGGAGAUUUUAUUGAAGAUGCCAAAAAUCGAUCACUUUUGUCGUGGGCCCAUUAGCUCAGUUGGUUAGAGCGUCGUGCUAAUAACGCGAAGGUCGUGGGUUCGAUCCCCCCAUGGGCCAGCAACAAUUUUUUUUUCGUUUUUUUUUUUUUCAUUUUUACCAUCGUAGUAUUGAACAUCCGAAACGAUUAUAAAUUCUAAACCAAACAAGGAAUGAAUCAAUUUUAUUAUGAAGUCGCUUUUUUUUUUUUUUAUGUGUAUGUUUUAAUCCAUCGUUUAAAUUCUGAGCGGAGCGACGAAUGUAUUGGUUUUACAAUGAUGUUUUUUUUUUCUGACCCAUUUUUCUACCAGAAAUUUUACUCUGUUAUUUAAGUGUAACACUUUUUCUGAACUUUUUCUGGGGUUUUUCUAAUAAAUGGGAAAAACCGGGGAAAAUGUCGGAAAAACGGGAAAAUUCACGAAAUUUAUUAUUUUCAAAUUGUAAAUCUUCAGACCUUUCAAAACAUGUAUAACUGAAUUCUGCUCAAAAUCAUUAUAACAUUUUCAGUAUAUUCGGUGCAUUUUGGCGGUCGUAUUUUGAUUUUCCUUAUGCUUUUCUGAUGAAAUGGGGAAAACUAACAUUUUUUGUGUAAUUUUUGUUGGUUUCUGGAUUAUCUUAGUGUCAAGCGGAAAUUAGAUGACUAAUAUUAGUAUCAUAUGAUACUCUACUCCUCCCUUCGAAUUUCUGUCCUAAAACAGUGUCACACCCAUCAAUGGUAUCAGCAUUGUUUUUAUGCACACAAUAUACUAAAAUAAUUCAAACUAUAACGAUGAUGUUAUUUUAAGGAAUUUUGGGUUUACUGUACACAUUUGUCUUCUUGUUGUUUUUGUUACUAAAAAUUAUUACUACUGACCUACCUUACCAGAAAAAAAUCCCCCAUUUUCUACGGGUCACGUCCAAAUUAGUUACUAUUUUUCUCAAAAAAAAUUACGAGGCGACUUUAAACUGAUGAUUUAUUUGUCCGCAGGUACGCCAAAGGUUUCGGAAUCGUCGGACACCUGUUCGGCGAUGAUUUCUUCUUAAACGUGCCCAACGGUCUCGUCGGAAUGUUGUACUACGCCAUUACUUUCGUUUUGAGUACGUUUUCAGAACAUUUUUUUAAUCAAAUAAUAUUUAUUUUACAAAAUUAAUCGUUUCGAACGCAGUUUUUUUCCCCCUUAGGUAAUUUUUUUCAAUUCUGUUCCGCAGGUUUUACGGACGACCGCUGGGCCGUCACUGCGCAUUACUACCUGACGAUCGCUUCCAACCUGUCGUCGUUUUACUUGGCGUUCGUGCUGGCGCUGAUCAUCCGGGAACUCUGUCUGGUGUGCCUGGCCACGUAUCUGAUAAACGCGGCGAGCGUCGUCUGCGUAGUGGCCAAACUCCGACGAAUCAAGAGUCGCCAUUCACCGCAAAAGCCGAAAAGCGACUGA
Molecule: messenger RNA, 2985 nt
Organism: Cinara cedri
Lineage: Eukaryota; Metazoa; Arthropoda; Insecta; Hemiptera; Aphididae
Source: the annotation of a GenBank genome assembly